AUGUCUUUUGUGACGGGAAGUGUUGAUUGCUAUUGUGGUCGUAGGGCUGUGAUACGGACCUCAUGGACGACCGAGAACCCUGGUCUGCGCUUCCAGGCUUGCUUGAAGAACGAGGAAGGAGGAGGUUGUGUUUUCUUUGACUGGUAUGACCCCCCAAUGUGUCGUAGGGCUAAAGCAUUAAUUCCUGGACUUUUGAAGAAGAUGAAUGCAAAUGAAGAAGAUAUUUUGAAGCUGAAGAAAGAGACACUAGGGGGUUUGGGGCUGAAACUGAGGACAUCUUCAAUUGUUGAAAUGGAGUUGGGCCUGGCUUAUGGGGCUGCAUGUGCUGAUACAUUGUGCUAUAAGUCUGGCUUUCAAUGGCUGCAACCAAAUCUUCAUCAGAAAUUUGACUAA
This is a messenger RNA of Striga asiatica, 393 nucleotides long. The record is from the annotation of a GenBank genome assembly. Lineage: Eukaryota; Viridiplantae; Streptophyta; Magnoliopsida; Lamiales; Orobanchaceae.